UGAAUAUCAUCAAGAUUCCUCCAUCGGGCUUCUCACAACCGUAAAGGAUAUCCGCGUGCCCCGCAAGAUCCAAAGGCACUCGCUGGAGGGCAUUGAUCUGUCAGAAUUAAUUUUGAAAAAACUAUUGCGUGAUCCUGGAACUAUAAUCUCUGAAGAGCGAGAAAAGCGCAGGACAACAAACAUCGAAUUUGCUCGCAUGACCACCUUUUCGGUAGCUUUCAGUUUCCCACAACUUCAACAAACCUUGUAUCGAGAUGGCGUAUACCGACGACGCUGUGCUGGCGAAGCUCUCAGCUCUCAAUGAGACGCAGGAAAGCAUCGUCACUGUUGCCCAAUGGGUGAUGUUUCAUAGGAGACAUGCAGAUCGUACGGGCCAACUGUGGCUGCAGCGAUUGAAGGACUCUGGAAGUAAUAAAAGGCUUAACCUCAUCUAUCUUGCUAACGAAGUAGCACAACAAUCGAAAGCUCGCCGCAAGGAUGACUUCCUCAUCGCCUUCUCUCCAGUCAUCGCCGAAGCUACCGCGACCGCGUAUAAAGGCGCGACGAAUGAAGUGCAGCAGAAACUAAGAAGAGUCGUGGAGGUAUGGCGGACGAGGCAAAUUUUUGAACCACCGAUUCAGGAGGCAAUUGAAGCACGAAUUGAUGUAGAACUUGAUAAGUCUCGAUCCUCUACGAAAAAAGGGGGCUCCAUCUUCUCCUCGAAUCCGAACUCGAUCCCCAGCGAGCUGGCCCCUCUGGUUGCUCCCCAACAAACGCUAUCAAAACUUGUCCUAUCGACCAAGACUUCUCUCAACGCUGCCUCACAAGAUUACGACAAACUAACAGACCCCAAUACAACCGUACCGUCCGCACCCGUCCACGCUGCUAGACUCAACGGUCUCCUCAAGACAUUGGCGAACGCCGAGGGAGCAGUUGCUGAGAGCAUUAAGGCACGAAGCCUUUUGAUCGAAGGGCUAGAGAAGAUCUUGGAGACAAACCGUGAUGGUCUAAAGGCAGAAGAAAAACAACUCAGCGACCUAAUCAACCGUAAAACUGAAAUUGACAACAAGAAGAAGGAUGUGGAGGACAGUAUCAUGCGUGGCUUCGCUUCGAACAGCAAUCCUAGUACACCUGCUGGACCCCCGGAUGGCUCUCCUGGUCAACAACACUCGCCUGUCACUCCUGGAGCCGAGCCAGAUCGCCCAGAGGUCGAGGCAUUGACCCCGCCUGGAUACCCUCAACCACCAGCUACUAAGUCUGUCCCGGAGUUCGAUCUCUCUUCAUCAAAUGGCAAUAACGGCGCGUCUCAUAUCGAACAAUCUCCCGUUCCACGUGCCCCCUCUGCUGGAUCGGAUCUCUUGUCCAGCCUUUCGACGUCCUAUGCCAGACCGCCCUCUACUACCGGCGCCGGAAGUGCAAAGAAGAGAAAGUUGAAUGAUGACUUCCCGGAUCUUGGCGGCGAUGAUGGCUUGGAUGCUGACGUUGCUGAAAUGCUCAGAAGAGAUAGUGGUGGCAAUGGCUUUUGA
Messenger RNA from Hyaloscypha bicolor E, 1505 nucleotides. Its product is annotated as DUF618-domain-containing protein. Gene Ontology annotation, biological process: mRNA 3'-end processing. The transcript is spliced from 5 exons. Lineage: Eukaryota; Fungi; Ascomycota; Leotiomycetes; Helotiales; Hyaloscyphaceae. The record is from RefSeq and is a predicted model, not a curated record. Gene Ontology annotation, molecular function: RNA polymerase II C-terminal domain binding. The coding region runs from base 255 to 1505 and encodes 416 amino acids. Gene Ontology annotation, cellular component: RNA polymerase II, holoenzyme.